Messenger RNA from Struthio camelus australis, 1138 nucleotides. RefSeq names its product Parkinsonism associated deglycase (gene PARK7). Gene Ontology annotation, biological process: glyoxal metabolic process; response to oxidative stress; glycolate biosynthetic process. Gene Ontology annotation, molecular function: oxidoreductase activity, acting on peroxide as acceptor. The record is from RefSeq and is a predicted model, not a curated record. Gene Ontology annotation, cellular component: mitochondrion; nucleus; cytoplasm. NCBI's taxonomy places the organism in Eukaryota, Metazoa, Chordata, Aves, Struthioniformes, Struthionidae.
AUAAUCUGCAAAAGCUCUCCUGCUUCUGGUACCUGUUGGUCAGAGCAUUGAAGGGUGUGAUUUUUCAGCCAGCCUUUCUAGAGUUUCUGCUUCUGCUGCCUGCCAGAAGUCACCACCUUAAGAAAUAUGUGCUUACCCGUGUAAGAAGAUACAUUCAGCCUAAAGGUUUGGGGUGGCCCGUGCACAUGCCAGCACUGAGAAGCAAACGGAAGACUUUCUAAGCUCUUUCACAGAUUUCUUGCCUGAUAGUAGCUCUUUGUGCGGUGUACUAUAAGACAUGGCCUCAAAAAGAGCAUUGGUGAUUCUGGCAAAAGGAGCAGAGGAAAUGGAAACUGUCAUCCCCACUGAUGUUAUGAGAAGAGCUGGAAUCAAGGUGACUGUUGCAGGCCUAACAGGAAAAGAACCAGUGCAGUGCAGUCGUGAUGUCUUCAUUUGUCCUGAUGCCAGUCUAGAAGAUGCCAGAAAAGAGGGGCCUUAUGAUGUCGUGGUCUUGCCUGGAGGUAACCUUGGAGCUCAGAACUUGUCAGAGUCUGCUGCUGUGAAAGAUGUUUUGAAGGACCAGGAAAGCAGGAAAGGCCUGAUUGCUGCUAUAUGCGCAGGUCCUACUGCCCUUCUGGCACAUGGAAUAGGGUUUGGAAGCAAAGUCACAACACAUCCUUUGGCCAAAGAUAAAAUGAUGAAUGGAGCACACUACUGCUACUCCGAGAGCCGCGUGGAGAAAGAUGGGAACAUCCUCACCAGCCGCGGCCCUGGUACCAGCUUUGAGUUUGGGUUGGCCAUUGUUGAAACGCUGAUGGGGAAGGAGGUGGCCGAACAGGUGAAGGCACCCCUAAUAUUGAAAGAGUGAAAUCCUGGUCAAGGACAGGGAGUAGGACGAUUUCAGCUGGAGAGUCCUGACCUUCCUAGAAUAACUGAAAGAUACACCAUCAUAAAUACAAUCUAAUUGUGGGUGAAUUUUGCAGCUGUACUCUCCUAUACCUUACAAACCAGUGGUGUUUAUUCCUGGAAAAAAAAUCCUCUUAGCAAACAACUUCACUGAAAAACAGCCAGCGUCUAAUAAUCUUAGUUAGCUCUUGGAUGGCAUUUAAAAAUCACAUGGACAAAUGUUUAUUGAUUAAAUAAAAAUGAAGCAACCCUG